Messenger RNA from Anthostomella pinea, 468 nucleotides. The record is from the annotation of a GenBank genome assembly. Lineage: Eukaryota; Fungi; Ascomycota; Sordariomycetes; Xylariales; Xylariaceae.
AUGUCGCCAGUGGAAAUUCUGGCCCAGUACUCGAUGGAGAACGACGUUGUGGAAGGCCCCGAAUAUGCCAAGUUGAAGAACCUCGCCGAGAAAGAUGUCGAAGUCAUCUGCAAUGCUCCGCCAGGCCCUAAUGUUUGGAUGCCGAUUCUCGACUACGAGUUCCCGGUAGAUAUACUCCUGGCCGGCGAGGACCUGCUGUUCAACUCGACGGGUGGUCCCUCGGCCUGUCAGCCGGUAGCAUGCGAAAAGAGCAGCGGAGGUGCCAUUUACUUCUGCAACGACAAUCCCGACCCCAUCAUUGUUUUGUUUGUGGACAUGGGCGUGCUCGCCGCCAAGAUCUACAGCCAGUGCCCCAAGCAAGAGCCCUCGGGCGCUGAGAUCAACAAGGGUCAGGCAUUUUCGCCAGACAACUGGAACGUGUUCUUCGGGAGCAUUGAUCCCUGCACAAUGGAAAGUGGCAAGAAGUAA